AUGGCUAUCGAACCCGAUCGGGAGGGAAGUGAGGUGACCAACCCCGUCAAGCGGAUACGAUGGGCGACACACCGCGCAACAGGCACCAAAGCAGACAUCAAGCGUCAUUCAUUAGCUGAGCGCUUGCACAGGCGGAUCGGGUCCGGCGAACGGAAGAGAGACUCUCUGGGAAAAGAGACUGUCGAUGGCACAAACUCUGAAGUGGAGAGCGACACGGCUGACACCGGUCGCCGUGUCUAUUUCAACGUGCCGCUUCCUGAUAGCGAACGCGAUCCGACCGACAACACGCCAAAGGCACAGUAUGCGCGCAACAAGAUACGGACGGCCAAGUACACGCCCUUGAGCUUCAUACCCAAGAACUUGUACUUCCAGUUCCAUAACGUUGCAAACAUGUACUUUUUGUUCAUCAUUAUUCUUGGUAUCUUCCCCAUAUUCGGUGCCUCGAACCCGGCCCUGAAUGCCGCCCCUCUCAUCGUCAUUCUGUCAGUCACUGCGUUUAAAGAUGCACUUGAAGAUUGGAGAAGAACGGUGCUCGACAAUGAACUCAACAACGCUCCCGUGCACAGGCUGGUGGACUUCAAUAAUGUAAACACUGCCGAGGAUUCUGUGUCCUGGUGGCGGAGAUUCAAGAAGGCCGUCUCCAGGGCGAUCGUGACGAUCUGGCGGCUGAUGAGGCAAAGGAAGGCCAAGGGCAAAGACUUCAAGGAGCGUAUCGAGGAGGAAUCGAGGCCUUCCAUUGACACGCACCGUGCUUCGGUACUCUCCAGACAGUCUUCGUACUUCGGCACCGAUCAUGCGAACCACGACGGAGAGGGCAUCCUGAUGACACCCGUACCGUCUCCCUUACCCGGCCAGACUCCACCGACCGAUGCGCUUAACGUGGGAGGUUCCACGCAUGUCAAAGAAGGCGAUCGCGCGGGAGCUGGGCCCGUUCCGGCAAAGGACUAUGGAAGCGUGAUAAACCCAUAUAAACAAACGCCUGGAAAGGCCCGUUUCAAGAAAGAUGCUUGGAAGAACGUCCAAGUAGGCGAUUUUGUGCGCUUGUACAACGACGAGGAAGUGCCGGCAGACAUCAUUGUGCUUUCCACCUCCUCUGACGAUGGUGCAUGUUAUGUCGAGACCAAGAAUCUGGACGGAGAGACCAAUCUCAAGGUCCGGAACGCUCUGCACUGCACUCGUGAAGUCAAGCACGCUCGCCACUGUGAAAAGGCCGAGUUCAUGGUCGAUAGUGAAGGGCCCCAUUCCAAUCUCUAUUCCUACGUCGGUACCAUCCGCUGGAAACAGUACAGCAGGAGGGAUCCUGAUGCGCCUCCUACCGAAAGAGCCGAGCCCAUAUCAAUCAACAACAUGCUGCUUCGUGGCAACCAGCUCCGGAACACUGAGUGGGUAUUGGGCGUCGUCAUGUUUACCGGAGACGAGACCAAGAUCAUGAUCAACUCGGGCAUCACACCAAGCAAGCGAGCCAAGAUCAGCAAGCAACUCAACUGGAACGUCAUCUACAAUUUCAUUGUCCUCUUCGGCAUGUGUCUUGUCUCCGGCAUUGUCCUUGGCGUCUUCUGGGCAAAGGACGAUACAUCGCAUGCUUAUUUCGAGUUCGGGUCUUAUGGAAACGGCAGCGCGGCCGUAGAUGGCAUAAUCGGCUUCUGGGCUGCUGUCAUCCUGUUCCAAAAUUUGGUACCAGUCUCGCUAUACAUCACACUGGAGAUCAUCCGGACCCUGCAGGCCUUUUUCAUCUACAGUGAUGUGGAGAUGUAUUACGAGCCGAUUGACUAUCCGUGCACACCCAAAUCUUGGAAUAUAUCCGAUGAUGUUGGUCAAAUCGAAUACAUCUUCUCCGACAAGACGGGGACUCUAACGCAAAACGUCAUGGAAUUCAAGAAGUGUACUGUCAACGGGGUGCCCUAUGGCGAAGCCUACACAGAGGCCCAGGCAGGUAUGCAACGCCGCGCAGGCAUUGAUGUUGAGAAAGAAGGUCGCCGUGCACGCGAACAGAUUGCGCGUGACCGUGAGAGAAUGUUGGAGAGCAUCAGAAAGAUGCACGACAAUCCUUACCUACGAGACGAGGACCUCACCUUUGUCGCUCCUGAUUACAUCGCCGACCUCAUUGGAGACUCUGGACCUGAGCAGAAGAGCGCCAAUGAGCGGUUCAUGCUAGCAUUGGCGCUCUGCCACACGGUGAUUACAGAAAAGACGCCAGGGGAUCCCCCUCGGAUCGAGUUCAAGGCGCAGUCACCCGACGAAGCUGCUCUUGUGGCCACGGCUCGCGACGUCGGCUUCACUUUGAUUGGUCGUGAGGACGAUAAACUUGUCCUCAAUGUCCUGGGCGAGGAACGUCGAUACCAAGUCCUUAACACCCUGGAGUUCAAUUCGUCCCGGAAGCGUAUGAGCGCUAUCAUCAGAAUGCCUGACGGGAAGAUCAUGUUGUUCUGCAAGGGAGCGGACAGCAUGAUCUAUUCGAGAUUGAUUGCAAAUGAACAGAGGGAGCUCCGUACCACUACUGCUGAGCACCUAGAGAUGUUUGCUCGAGAAGGCUUACGGACUCUUUGCAUCGCACAAAGGGAACUUUCCGAAAGCGAAUAUCAAGAGUGGAGCCAAGCGUACGAUGAGGCCGUAAAUGCUGUCAGUGGCCGCGAGGAGAAGUUGGAGGAGGUUUCGGAUUAUAUCGAAAACGAAUUAUGGCUUCUUGGAGGAACGGCCAUCGAGGACAGGCUUCAGGAUGGUGUCCCCGACGCCAUUUCUCUCCUUGGUAAAGCUGGCAUCAAGUUGUGGGUGCUGACCGGAGACAAGGUCGAAACCGCUAUCAACAUUGGCUUCUCAUGCAAUCUCCUUGAUAACGACAUGGAUUUGAUCAUCUUGACAGCUAAGGACGGCGACGUGGCCGCUGCGGAAGCGAUGCUCGACGAAAAGCUGGCUAUUUUCGGGAUGACCGGAUCGGAAGAGGAGCUCGCUGCUGCACAACACAACCACGAGCCUCCUGCCCCAACCCAUGCCAUCAUUAUUGACGGAGACUCCCUCAAGGUCGUGCUGGAGGAUGCUAUCAAGCGGAAAUUCCUUCUCCUGUGCAAGCAAUGUCGAUCAGUCCUCUGCUGCCGCGUCAGCCCAUCUCAGAAAGCAGCGGUUGUCAAUUUGGUGAAGACAGGGCUCGAUUGUCUCACACUUUCCAUUGGCGAUGGUGCAAAUGAUGUUGCCAUGAUUCAGGAAGCUCAUGUUGGUGUGGGCAUUGCCGGCGUUGAGGGCCGUGCUGCGGUGAUGGCUUCGGAUUACGCCAUUGGCCAGUUCCGGUUUCUUACACGCCUAGUUCUGGUUCAUGGGCGCUGGUCUUAUAGGAGGCUUGCGGAAACCAUUGCCAACUUCUUCUACAAGAACAUCGUCUGGACUUUUUCACUAUUCUGGUAUCAGAUAUACACCAACUUCGACAGCCAGUACAUCUUCGAUUACAGCUACAUUGUCUUCUUCAAUCUUGCAUUUACCUCGCUGCCGGUCAUUCUCAUGGGAGUUCUGGAUCAGGACGUCAGCGAUAAGGUCUCUCUGGCUGUGCCUCAGCUCUACCGUCGCGGUAUCGAGCGAAAGGAGUGGACGCAGUUGAAGUUCUGGGCAUACAUGGUCGACGGUGUAUAUCAAUCCGCUAUAGCAUUCUACAUGGUGUACCAGCUAUUCGCACCCGCGACCUUCAAUAUUGCCAACGGUCUCGGAAUCGAUGAAUUGAAGAGAAUGGGUAUAUUCAUUGCCACCAUCGCGGUUUGCGCCGCCAACAUCUAUGUCUUGUUCAACACAUACCGUUGGGAUUGGCUAAUGGUGCUCAUCGUGGUCAUCAGCACCCUGUUUAUCUGGUUCUGGACAGGCGUCUAUACGGCGAGCAUUGCCAGUUACCAGUUUUACAACGCCGCUGCCGAGGUGUACGGAUCCCUGCCGUUCUGGGCUGUCCUUCUGGUUGCGGUUGUUAUAUGUUUACUUCCGCGGUUUUUGGCAAAGUCUUUUCAGAAGAUCUACAUGCCUCGCGAUGUCGACAUCAUCCGGGAGCAAGUCAAACAGGGCAAGUACGAUUAUCUCGACCAUGUGGAAUCGUACAUCCCACCACCCCCUGAGAAGGUGGAGUCUAUGAGCUCCUCGGACGUUAAGUACAAAGGAGCCGAUAUCCAGCCAGGAGAUGACGAUAUGAGACCGAUUUACCCUCCAUCUGUUGCGCCGACAGCCGGAACACACAACCACAGGAGCCAGAACGGAAGUAACAGUACGGAUUACACGUUCCGUCGCUCCUUUGAAGGCCUGCCACCAGCUCAGCGUAUGUCGUUAGGCGAUCGACCACGUCCGUCAUUCGACCGGGCACGAUUCUCCAUGGAUCGCGUCAGAGCCAGCUUUGAGGCUAGCAACGACUUCACGUCUGCGGCCAUGCUUAGCAGAAUGGAGAGCCGACACAGUAGGCACAGUGUCGGUGCUUCGCCCUCCGCAGAACCGGCGGAAGGACAGCAUGGCCGCCAAACGAUGAGCAAGCUCCGCAACGUGUUCCGAAGGCCCACAGUCACCCGCGAAGAACCCCCGGAUUUCGAUCAGGAUACACCUCCACUUCCUCGUAGCCCUCCUAGGAGUCCUCCUCGGUGA
Westerdykella ornata is the source of this 4599-nucleotide messenger RNA. RefSeq names its product phospholipid-translocating P-type ATPase. Gene Ontology annotation, cellular component: plasma membrane. The record is from RefSeq and is a predicted model, not a curated record. Bases 1 to 4599 code for a protein of 1532 amino acids. Lineage: Eukaryota; Fungi; Ascomycota; Dothideomycetes; Pleosporales; Sporormiaceae. The transcript has 4 exons. Gene Ontology annotation, molecular function: magnesium ion binding; ATP binding; ATP hydrolysis activity. Gene Ontology annotation, biological process: phospholipid translocation.